Messenger RNA from Oikopleura dioica, 1308 nucleotides. The record is from the annotation of a GenBank genome assembly. NCBI's taxonomy places the organism in Eukaryota, Metazoa, Chordata, Appendicularia, Copelata, Oikopleuridae.
AUGGCUGUUUAUAGUCUCAUCGGGUUGCCUUUUGCAAUCAAAAUAUUUUACUCAUGCAUCGUUGAUUCGAUUUUUAUCAAAUGGAUCGGUCGUCGAAAAACUUGGAUAAUCUUCUCCCAAACUGGCAUUGCUUGUAUUUUGUUCAUCAUGGGCGCAUACAUUGAAAGAUGGCUUGCAAACGCCGAAGUUUACCCAAUUACCUUUCUCAUGUUUUUUCUAUUUCUUUCCAUUUCUCUUCAAGAUGUGGCAACAGACGGCUGGAUCAUCACAAAGCUUCCAGUGCAUCUCAAAGGACUAACUGGCCCAAUUCAAUCUUUUGGCAUCCAAAUUGGUGUGCUAGUUGGUUUUUCUGGCUUGACAAAAGUCGAGGAAUACUUGAGCUUGGCAGAUUUUUGCACUUAUUUUGCCCUUGUCAUGGCUUUUUCGACCUGUUUAAUCGCCAUUUUCGCCGCUGAAGAACAUGAGGCACAAGAGACUCCCUCACUUGGGCAAACCUACAAACAGAUGGCGAUGAUAUCCUUUGUCUCUCCUGUUGCUUGGUUGAUGCUUAAUCUGCUCAUCUUCAAUUGCAUCAAAGCUUGUACGAAUCAUGGCGGGAUUUUUGCACUCAAACUGACGGAUAGGGGUUUCAAACAAGAAUGGAUAGCAGAAGCAGAAUUCAUCCUGAUGCCAAUGUCAAUGGCAUUUGUUUGGAUCAUCGCACCAUUUGUCCGAAGAAAACCGAUUCUUUUCCUCUUCCCGAUCGCGAUUGCUACUACUAUUGUGAACAUCGCCUCUGGUUUCAUUUUGUAUUACUACGACGACUUGGUUGACAGUAUUAAGCUGAUCUACUUCGUUACAAUGGGGAUUGAUCAUUUAUUUACCGCGGCGUUUUAUGUCUCGAUGGGGUCGUUUUUCGCGCUGAUUGGGGAUGAAAGAAUUGGUGGAACGUACCUUUCCUUUUUGUGGUCUAUCAAUAACUUCAGUGGUAAAAUUUGGGAUGGAUGGAUCACCUUCUUCACCGGAGCAAUGGAGAGUUUUCCGAUGUUUGAGACAAAAAGUAAUUCUUCAGAGCUUUCCUUCGAGUCUCACGAGAUCGAGCCAUAUCACGUGACUUUGAUAUUCCCACUUGUAGCGGCGCUCGUAUGGUUUUUAACUCAAAGUAAAAUUGUUCUGCGACUGCACAAGCUAUCGUCUGACAAAUCAGCGUGGCUAGUGAGCCCAGAAAACGUACCAAACUGCUUGAAAUCCUGCAUUUCAAACAAUCAAACUGCCGAUAAAGAUGAUCUUCUGGAAGAUAAAAGUCUUGCCAAGAGUCUUGACAACUGA